This is a messenger RNA of Paramecium sonneborni, 431 nucleotides long. NCBI's taxonomy places the organism in Eukaryota, Ciliophora, Oligohymenophorea, Peniculida, Parameciidae. The record is from the annotation of a GenBank genome assembly.
CCUGAAUGGAGAUUUGAAUAGUGUAAUAAUAACAAUGGAAUAUUCUCUAGUAAAAUGAGCUUAAUAAUAAUCAGAUCAGUAUGAAAGAUUUUAAAAAGAAUGCUGAACAUUUCGAUUCAAUAGAAUAGAUAGACUUAGAUUGUUUACAUAACAGGGAGUUGAAAUUUUGAAGAAGAUUUAAUGUUUCUAAAGGGUGGGACUUUGCUUUAUGUUUCUGAUUGCAUUUAAAUAAUUUUCUAUAAAGUAAGUCUUUAGCUAGGGAUUUUGAUGCUUAUUCGUAAUUUAGUGUGUAUUAGAUAAUGAAGACAUUGGGUGAGAGAGGUUUUGGAAAAGUAAUGUUAGGUAGAUAUAAGCUAACUCAAGAAUAGGUUACAAUAAAAAUUAUCGAUUGAAUGCUGCUGAUAUAGACUUGGUUUUUCGAGAAGCAGAAG